Nerophis ophidion (straightnose pipefish) is the source of this 7809-nucleotide messenger RNA. It is a transcript of the gene rp1l1a, whose product is annotated as rp1 like 1a. Gene Ontology annotation, biological process: photoreceptor cell development; intracellular signal transduction; axoneme assembly. The transcript has 8 exons. Lineage: Eukaryota; Metazoa; Chordata; Actinopteri; Syngnathiformes; Syngnathidae. Gene Ontology annotation, cellular component: axoneme. The coding region runs from base 185 to 6808 and encodes 2207 amino acids. The record is from RefSeq and is a predicted model, not a curated record.
GCUGCCAUUUUAAUCUGGGAGCUGAAGAAGCGGAGUGCCGCAGUACCUCGAGUACUUGGCCGAAUAAAUAAAAAAAAACUUGCCGGGAAGACUUUUUGGACCGAUCGACGGCUUUUUCCUGGGGGAGAAAAAACAAAUCCCGUUUGGACCAUGAUUCCUAAAACUGUGUGUGUCAAAGCGCAGCAUGCAUUCCGCCCAAGAAGGGCCGUGGGACCCCCAGGCCCCGUCUAAGCAUGUCUCGACGCCCCAGCCCCAGCCCCUCACCUACCCGCGCCUUGCCCACACGACGACAGCCACGCCAGCCAAGCGGAUCACCUUCUACAAAAGCGGGGACAGCCAGUUUGGGGGGGUCAGGAUGGCCAUACACAAGCGCAGCUUCAAAUGCUUCGAUGCCCUGCUGGACGACCUUUCUCAAAAGGUGCCCCUUCCGUUUGGUGUGCGGACCGUGACUACGCCGCGCGGCACCCACAUCAUCAAAGAUCUGGAGGAACUCCAAGACGGGGGUUGCUACCUCUGUUCAGACCGGCGCCAGGCAAAACCGGUCAACAUGGAGCUGGCCGGCAAACGGCAAAGUGUUUGGCACCAGCACAGCCGCGUACCUCAACAAGCGGAAGCGUUGUCCGCGUCAUCUGGCCACGUGCCUCACAGACAUCUACGGAUCCUGCUGGUUAAGAACACCGAGCCCGGGAUACAACGGAGUCUGGCACUGAAUAGGAGGUCAACCAGGAGCAUGAGGGCUUUUCUGGAGGAGGCGUCCGAAGUGAUGCACUUCCAUGUUCGCAAACUUUACACCGCGGAAGGACGCAAAGUUGACAACAUCCAAAGUCUGAUGUCCUCCUCUGGAGUCAUGGUGUGUGUCGGCAGAGAGGCCCUCAAUCCUAUGCUGUUGAAGUGCCUCAGGAAGACCUCAGAGGAAAAACUACCUGGUUUGGGUAGUAGGUCCCCUGGUCUUGGUCCAAGGAUGCCUGGAAAUGGCGCCCGAUCCCCUGGAUUUCAAGAAGUAAGAUCCCCCCCUCAUGGAGCACAGUCCAGAGCCAGCGAAUGUAGUGAGGGGCAGGACAGCAAGAAAAAUGUUAACUUUGGUCUGGAGACCAAAAAGAGCAUCAUACAUCCUCGUUCAGAUUCUUCAGCACGCUCCACUCGGUUCUCUCUCUCCUCGGAGAAGUCCUUUGGCAACAGUGUGAGAGCCCACUCGCAGCAGAGAUCAGCUUUCAUGAAUGACGACAUCGAAAAGCGUGUCCUAGUUAACAAGGAUGGAAGUCUUUCUGUGGAGAUGAGGGUGCGUUUCCGCCUCCGCAAUGAUGAGACCUUACAGUGGUCCACGCAGAUCAGAAAAUCACCUUCCCUGACAAGUGAGAGCUGCCCACCAAGCCAUGUACAGCGUCCUUACUUGCAAAAUGGCCACUCAGAAAGCUGCUCGGAUUCUGCAUCCUUCGACCCAGAUUGUACAGACUAUUCCAGUCAGUCUCUAAAUCACACAUUUGAGGGGAUCCACUGCACCUGCUGCUACCAGGGGCCUGGACAGCAUUACAACUUGUGGGAGAACCCAGUCCACAGCCACAAACAGCCACCUGUACCACCGCCGCAUACAUCUAGCCACACUACAAUCAGGCACACACAUUCCUCCAGCUCUUCUUCAUCUUGUAACUCCAGGAGAGUGGUGCGCUGUCGGACAAACCUCUCCAACUCUGGAAGAGGCUCAAAUUCAGAGCAAAGCCAACUAGUCCAAGAGGAGACGUGUGUGACGGAGCAGAUAGAGAGCAGAGUAGAUAUUGAACAGAACGGAGACACUCAUGUUGAGGUGUGCAAGGUGAGCCGGUGCUCCAGUCACAGUGAAGUGAUCACUUUGGAUGGCAACCCAAGACUUCCGAGAGAGAGGUCACCUGAGGAGGAGCUGAUGGAGGAAGAAGUGGGACCGCCAUUGUCUACAGUCAGCAGCUCCUCGCAUAUUCUUCAGUCAUUAAAGGAAGAUCAAGAUGAUGAUGAUGACGAUGAUCUGCCACCUAGCGCUUCACAAUGCUCUCACAGAAGCGAACCACCACAGACAGAGCAAAACAAGCUUGAAAACAAGAACAACAGAGGAAGCGGGGCAGCCUCUGCAGCCACCUCUUGUCUCUCUGGAGCUACCAUAACUCACACACCAACUGGACCAGAUGAGAUGAAUGAAGCCCCCAGAUCCAGAUGUAGUUCCGCCAAAGUCAUUUACCAAAGGGAUGAAAGUGAAGAGAUUGGUAAAGCUUUAUCUGUCACCCCUGUUCAGUCUGUGAUUUCAAGUGUAUGUUCUCAUUGUGGUGGUUACAAACAUGUAGUCAACCCUAAUUCUAACAGUAGAGCCUCACAGCGGUCCAAUCACAUCCCUCAAGCCUGUUCAAAGUCCACUUCACCUCUCGCGAGCCAAUCAAAUGCCUAUGAAGGUACCUAUGAUGAUGCUUUGUCUAUACAAUCCAACAAAACCAAUCUAACAAGACAUGGAUCUCCCCUAACAAAUGCCCCAGAGAGCAGAACAUCUAGUGCCAUGUCCAGAAUGUCCAAUUCUAAGACAACAGAGGCGCAAGAAGGAGCCACUUCCGUCAUUAGCCAUGAGUCCAGCACGUCACAGAAAUCUAGUCUUGCUGGUGCCACAGCUGAAAACAAGGAGAGAAGCUCCAGUGUUAUGUCGGGUCACAAGUCCAACUGCAGUGGCACAGCUGAAAGUCCUAGCAUCCCGGCAACAGAGGAAGCAGAAGAGAACAGUAACAACAUUGAAGCUGAAGCUUGUAUUUCACCUAAAACUGUGUCAAGUGUCAGGGUUAAUCCUACAGGUGCCAGUACAGCCGUAGAAGACAAUGAUGCAAAUGUUUUACCUCGCAGUUGUCUUUCUGUCGCAUCUAAUGCCUCUACAAAAUCCAGCAUGGCAGAGCGACCCACGAGUGUUCGCUCUACGAAAUCUUCAAAGUCAAAUAUAUCAGGAAAGUCUAAAACAUCUCACAAGCUGUGUGCAAGAGAUGAGCCAAUGGUAGUCCACUCCAAUGAAGAAAAAGAGACACCAGGUAUAUGUCCAGAAACCUUAAAACUCGAAGACAACAAAGAAGGGAAAGCUGAAGAACGGGCACCUACUGCUUUAUCCAGUAAAUCAACAACUUCUUGUCAGACAAGUUAUGUCUCAGACUGUAUUGCAGCAUCCCCAGAUCUAAAGGAAGCUGACAUUCCUUCUCCGGAACCAAAUGGAAAACCGAAUGCAAAUGAAGAAAGAGUGACCAGUGCCAUGUCUAUUAAAUCAAAGACUUCUGUGAAAACGAGUGCCUCUCAGAUGUCAACGUCGAGCAAGAAUCUCAAAUCAGCUUCUUCGAGACCAAAUGUAAUCACCAUUAAUUCCCCAGAAGACGUUGAUGAGACGAGUGAGGCAACUGGUGAAGGUAAAGAGGUAGAAGAAAACCUAAGAAAAACCUCUGAACAUCUGCAUGGUGAAAUGUUGUCACCCACAAAAAUACACUCACCUCGAACCCACCUGCCAAAGGCUAAGGCCGCAUCACCCAUCAGUUCUAAUGAAGCACGAGGCCAGAGUUCUUUGUCCGUGUACUCUACAGCUUCUGCUAAAUCAGAAAAGCUUAAAUGCCACUGUAGUGCAGAUUCAUCAUGUGAAGAGGGGAGGAAAAAAGAGGUGGCUGAGAAAACUGAAGCAGAGGAACCAGAAGACAACUUGGAACUAAACAGAAGGAAGGACCCAGGAGACAGAGAGCAACUACUGAGUCCAAACUCAUCUGGGUCCAUCUCACUUGGGUUGCCAGACGACCAAGAAAUAGCUGACUCAGACAGCUGCAAGUCCUGUGUUUCAUUUCACACAAGCACUCGCAGCAGGGGCAGGUUGUUGAUAGCCACUCCCAAUGCCCACAAAACACCAGAGUCAAUAUUGUCUCAUAAAUCCAACGUCACUGUGAGUACACAAGAAGUGCAUAUCCCCACUAUUGAAGUACCUGGAGUAGAUGGAGAUGACAGUCCACUUACAGAAAACUGUAGUCAUACCAGUCAGGCUUCAAAAUCGGAUGUUAAAAACCUUGAUGAUAGCAGGUCCUCCUCUUCACUGUCAUCUGCUAGUGCCAUUGCUAAAAACUCUAAGAUUGCUGAAAAAUCUGAUGGAGCUGUGGCAGAUUCUGACAGCACUAAGACAUCAGUAAGUACUGCCAAAAAGGAGGAUUUUGAAAACAACGAGGCUGUUAGUGCUCAUUCCAGUAGUUCCUGUUACCUCGGGACCAACUUAGCAGCUGGUGCAAAAGUGAAAGUAGAAAAUGCUGUCAAAGCAAAUGACAGUGGAAGUGUUUUAUCUGUCAAAACAUCCAGCUCUUCAAAAAAAGAGAGGUCAGUCCAAUCAUCCAGGCCCUUGCACAACUCUAGACCGUGCAGUAAAGCUGAGAGAUGCGGUGAAAGCACCAUGACUGCUGCUGCUGACCUUCUCAACGAUAUCGAAGCAUCAUCGCAUCAACAAUGUCAACAGUCGAAGGCAAGCAAAGGCAGCAGCAAGUCCACCGGGGGGAAAAGCAAGAGGCGUCAGAAAAAGGGGAGCCAGAAGAAUCAAGAUAAAGUGUCUGAGGUCACCCCUGCCUGUCUACCCAACGCUUCCCCCAGUGAAGUUGUCAGUGAUUGGCUGCGCAGCAUUCCUUCUAACAGCAGUAUGCUUGCUCUUGAUGACCUCACUGAGUUUAAGACUGGCAGCGAAGUAGAGGCUAAAGCUGAAAAAGUAACAGAAUUAAAACAGGAGAGUCCUGAUGGCGAGAAAGUGGACAAAGAGGAAACAGUGGAGGGUGAGAAAGCAGAAGACUGUUUGGCGGCAGUUGAAGAGACAGAUCAAGAUCUGGCACCACCAAUGAAAACUUCUUACCAGCCGUUGCCCAAACACUGGCGAUCUUCAGCUGCAGUGAUGAAGGUUCUUCUCAGUUCUUCUAUGGGACGAUGUAGGAGCUUGCCUGAGGUGUCUCCAGUAUAUGGCCGUAGACUAAGUACAUCAGCCAGGGGCCUCUUGGACUGCCUUGCCCAGCUUCAGCUCAUUGAGCCCACAAGAAAUCAGGGCCACGAUAAAAUUGAGAACCAAAACCGGCAAUACGAGGACAUUAUGGCCAUUCUUCAGUCCCUUUGGCUCACUGACCCUCGGGACAUUGAGACCAAGGGCAUUGGCACAGAACAAGUGACACCCCCAAGGUCUUCAUCAGGGGUAGGUAUGAGCAGUGGCUCUGGUGGAUCGGGGAAGGACCAUGAGAAUCAAGGAGGAGAUGAAACACUCCCAAAAGAGUCUUCGCAAGAGGAUGAGGCGGUGGGCAAGGAUAGGCUACAAACCGAAACCAAGGAAAUUAUGACCGAGGCAGUCUUACAAGUUGAGUCCUUGCCGAGUGAGGAUCUAAGUAAAGUGCUUCCUACACUGGAAAGCCAACAAGCCGAGAACCCCUCAUCAUCAGAUCACAGUUCUACCAAUAAUACCUUCAACUCCAGCUCAGGAACACCUCCGACAGUUCUGCAAAAAUCUCUGUCCAAAAAAACAUCCCACGAACCUGAUCCAGUGUGGCUCCUGCACCUCCUGAAGAAGCUGGAGAAACAAUUCAUGAACCACUACAUCGACGCCAUGAAGGAAUUUAAAGUUCGCUGGGACCUAGACGACAGCCUCAUUCUCGACACAAUGAUCUCAGAGUUGAAGGAUGAGGUGAGCAGUCGAAUCCAGAGCAGCAUUGAGCGGGAGAUGAGGAACAUUCAGAGUCGGGCCGGCCGAGGCGAGAAGAUGCCAAGGCCUCCGAAAAAUGCGAACCUCUCGAGGGAGUCCACAAUGACCGAGAAGCGCCGACGGAUACUGAAGGUCAUUAGGAACCAGUCAGUCAAAACCGCGGACUCUGCCAGUGACGAGGAGUUGACAGCCGAGUUCAGCGACCAACGCAGCGAUGACGAGUACUGCCCCUGCGAAGCUUGCGUGCGCAAGAAAAUGGAGGCUCGGCCCCUCAAAAUGCACCCGGCGGCCGCCGAAGCGCCGGUGAUGAUGGAGUUUGACCUCCUGAAAAUACUCCAGCACAAGAAGACCCCAGAACCCGCGCCCCCGACCGCACCGCAGCCCCCUCACCGGGCCGAGGAGAGUGCGGAGGAAGGCAGGAGUUUAGAGGUCGUAAAGGAGGAAGAGGAGGACGACGAGGACGGCGGAGCUCUUUUCCACGACGCCAUCACCGAGGAGGGUGAGGAGGACACGGGGGGAGAGGUCAGACGUGAGGGUGAGGAGAGGAAAAGUGAGCGAAGCGAGUGUGAGAUCAGUGGGUGGCGACGCUGCCAGUGCAGGGGAGGACAAACACCGGAGGGAAGAAGUGAUAACAUGGGCGAUGAAGAAGAGGAGGGGGCGGAGGGAAGAAGUGAUAACAUGGGCGGCGACGGAGAAGAGGAAGUUGAUGAAGCUGAGGAUGUGGGUGGGACAGGAUUGGAUGGCAGCAAAAACGAAUCUGAAGACGGAGAGGAGGAGGACUCAACCCAUCGGGGUAAUGACGACUCCACACUUUCAGAGGAAGGGGAAGAGGAGGCGGAGUCAGAGGAAGAGGAGGCGGAGUUAGGGGAAGAGGGGAAAAGCAGUGCCUCGGCAGGAGCAGAGGACGAUAACCAGGAGGAGAAUGCGACUGAAAAGUCUCAUGAAGAAUCCCCUCAGAAGGAAAGAGCCUCGGCUAAGGGUCAAAGGUCAAUCGGGGGGGCCGAUGACCAAGACUGGGACACGGAGGUCAAAGGUCGGCGACAGGAGUCGCAGGACGGCGCUCUGCUCCACCAGACCACCCGCACCUCGGUGGAGUCCCAGCCGGGAUCCUCAGAGGACUGAGACCCUCAAACACCAUCACGGACCCACUCAAGUCCGAGCCCACAGAACAAGAACUGGAACACUUGGUGCACUUUAUCGCUGAAACUUGAAAGGACACUAACUAGCCGACAGGAAGUAAUGAUACACAUUUUAUUUUUACAGUUUCUGAAUCUCAUCGUUUCAUGUUUUAUUUUGAAACUCCAGUAAUUGACGUUAUUGAUGCUGCGGACUAUAUUUGGUCUUUUCUGUCAAAUAUUUAUCUAUGAUGUUAGCAGGAAGCUAGCUGAUUAAAUGUAGCAUUUUAUGGUAAAAUCCAAAAUAAUUAUGUUUAAAAAAAAAAUAAAAUAAAAUAAACAUUGUACAUUUUCGGCUAAUUUUCAGCUUUUGUUGACUUUACGGUAAAUAGAAAACAAACUGUCAGCUCAGUCGCCAGAAUUUUACUGUAAAAAAAAGAAUGCUACAGUUUUCCAAUUUACAGAAAUGCACUGUAAAAAAAUAUACGGUAAAAUUUACGGUCGUUGAAUGUUAACGUAAAAAAAUAAAAGUGAUAUUUUGUUUUACGUUUACAGUAAUGCACUGUGAAAACAACAACUGUAGAUUUCACAGGGCUCAAAAAAUCUCGGAGCUUAUUUGACAAAAUUUUACCGUAACUGUAACAGUGGUACCGUGUUGAAAUUCAGAGUAAUUCUGUGAUUAAAAAAAAUUGGGGUAAAAUAUUCACUGUAAAAAAACGGUCAGCUCAGUCGCCAAAAGUUUACUGUAAAAAUAUGCAAUACAGUUUUCCAAUUUACAGAAAUGCACCGUAAAAGAAUUACGGUAAAUUUUACGGUCGUUGAAUGUUAACGUAAAAAAAUAAAAGUUGUAUUUUUUAACAUUUACAGUGAUUUCACAGUGCUUAAAAAAAUCUGGUAUUUUGACAGAAUUUUACCAUAACUGUAACAGCGAUGCUGUGUAUCAAUUUACAGUAAUUUUGUGUUAAAAAAUAAUAAUUUGGGUAAAAUUUUGAUUUUGGUGGACUUCAC